Molecule: messenger RNA, 681 nt
Organism: Amphimedon queenslandica
Lineage: Eukaryota; Metazoa; Porifera; Demospongiae; Haplosclerida; Niphatidae
Product: probable 28S ribosomal protein S23, mitochondrial
Exons: 4
Coding region: 87-590 (167 amino acids)
Biological process (GO): translation
Cellular component (GO): ribosome; mitochondrion
Molecular function (GO): structural constituent of ribosome
Source: RefSeq, a predicted model, not a curated record
UAUAAUAAUUAAUCAUUCUCUCUCUCUCUCUCUCUGUUUAUUUUAUUAUUUAUAAAAAAAUAUAUAGAGUAGCUUCUUAAGAGCUAAUGGGGUCCAGAUUAUUCGAUUUUGGAACUGUACUCACCAGGAUGAAGGAUUUAGUAAGGUCUGGUGUGGUCAAAAAGUGUCCAGUUUGGGUAGACGUGGUAGAAUCCCACCCUCCUCUCACGCCAAUGGCAGUCAAUGUUGCAUUUCAAAAAGGAAAACCGAAACAAAUAGUCUACGAUAAAGAUGUACUCAUGAAAGAUUACUUUGAUCAAUACAGAAGACAUGGUGAGACAGUGUCAUUAUUUGAAGAUCACAAGCAACCAACUGUUGCAGAAAAGUUUGUGGAGCAUCAGAUGUUUCUGCUUGGAGAGAAGAAACUAACAAAAGAAAACAAAGACAAGACAUCACUAGAGACAGUGGAACACAUGAAGGAGCAAUACCGUAUCACACUGUUAAAGAAAGACAAGGAUUACGCAAGAAAAGAAACGACGAGGAGACGUCAAGAGCUUGAAGAGAAACGACAAGAGGAAGAGAAUCUAGAUAAUCAAGAAAAUAGGAGCUGAAUGUAUCAAUGAAGAGGACAAUCCAUGAACAGAGUCAAUUACUCAACAUUGGUCUUUACUUGCUUGGUUAUAGUUGUAUAUUAAAUUAUUA